GAGCUCAGUGUAGGUAGGAGCUCUGUGUAGGUAGGAGCUCUGUGUAGGCAGGAGCUCAGUGUAGGUAGGAGCUCUGUGUAGGUAACAGCUCAGUGUAGGUAGGAGCUCUGUGUAGGUAACAGCUCUGUGUAGGUAGGAGCUCAGUGUAGGUAACAGCUCAGUAUAGGUAGGAGCUCUGUGUAGGCAGGAGCUCUGUGUAGGCAGGAGCUCUGUGAUUUACACACUGCAUGGUAACGGACCCAUCUGCAGACUCCUGGAAACCGAACGCCUUCCAUGUUCAGGUGUGGCCUGUGUAACACGUGGCAGCUGGACUUUGACUGACUCGAGCAUUGGCAGAAGUCAUCGUAUAAGAGACGCGCGGGGAGAAGGGAGUCGUUUCAGCCGCGCUGUGGAGGAGAGAGGAAAAGAGAGAUGGCGAUGUGGAAAACACUGGGACCUCUUCUUCUGCUAGCGCACGUGGUCUUUGGCCAGAGCAGCAUCAGAUGGUGCACCAUCUCGGAACCGGAGCAGCAGAAGUGCAACGCCAUGUCGAAGGCCUUCGCCGAAGUCUCCAUCCGUCCCUCCCUGGAAUGUGUCAACGGCGCCACCGUAGAGGGCUGCGUUCAAAAGCUAGAGAGAAAUGAAGCAGAUUCUUUCUCUACGUACGCCUCGACCAUCUACACCCUGGGGAAGACGGCUUCCUUCAAGAUAGCUGCAGCAGAGUCUGCAGGAGGCUCUGAUGAUAAAGGUACGACCUACUACGCCGUUGCUGUCGUGAAGAAGUCCAAUUCUGCCAUCAAUAUUAACAACCUGGCCGGGAAAAACAGCUGCCACACCGGGAAAGGCAGAACAGCUGGCUGGAAUAUGCCGGUGGGGUACUUUAUAGACCAAGGCACCAUAUCUGCGAUGGGGUGCAAUAUUCCACAGGGAGUUGCAGAUUUCUUCAAUGCCAGUUGCAUACCUGGGUGCCAGAGUGACCCCCCAUCUCUGUGUGCGCUGUGUAAGGGAGAUGUCAAUGGAAAUUUCAAGUGUGAGAAGAGCCCUAAAGAGCAAUACUUCGCUUAUGAGGGAGCCUUCAGGUGUAUGGUUGAAGGUGCAGGCGAGGUUGCCUUCAUCAAGCACACAACGGUCUUGGACCACACAGAUGGAAAGGGCCCCUCCUGGGCACAAGGACUGAAGUCAGAAAACUAUGAGCUGUUGUGUCGUGAUGGGGUCAGAGCUCCUGUAACUGCCUGGAAUCGAUGCCACCUGGUCCGCAUCCCAUCUCGUGGCAUCGUGGUCCGCAACGACAUCACCCCCUCUGUGGUCUACAACAUGUUGCAGGAUGGCUUGAGCAAGUCAGGGUUCCAAAUGUUCUCCUCCGGGUCCUACGGGGAGGGAAAUCUUCUGUUCUCUGAAUCCUCCACUAAGUUCUUGAGGGCAACAUCAGAAGACCCCAAGAUGUGGAUGGGCACAGAGUAUUACAACGCUUUGCGUGCUAUGGACUGUAAAGUGGAAGAGCUCCCACCCUCCCUGCGCUGGUGUGUGACGUCCAGUGGUGAGCAGAACAAAUGUGCCGCGAUGGCCCAGGCCUUCAGCGGUAAAGGUCUGACUCCGACUAUCAAGUGUGUCUAUGGAGACUCCCCCACUGACUGCAUGAAGAAAAUUCAGAACAAGGAGGCCGAUGCAAUAACUUUGGAUGGAGGCGACAUCUACACAGCAGGCAAAGACUACGGUCUGGUACCUGCCACUGGGGAGAGCUAUACUGAGGAGCGUGACGGUUCUACCUACUAUGCGGUUGCUGUGGUGAAGACGAGUAAUGCUGACAUCCGUACCCUUGACGACCUGCGCGGUCGCCGUUCUUGUCACACUGGCUACGGUCGCACAGCUGGAUGGAACGUUCCCAUAUCAACACUGAUGGAAAGAGGCCUGAUCCAACCUCAGCACUGUCAGAUAGCCCAAGCGGCGGGGGAGUUUUUCAAGCAGAGCUGCGUGCCGGGUGCCAAUCAGCCUGGUUUCCCUACCAACCUGUGUGACCUGUGUGUGGGAGACCAAGCGGGUCAGAACAAAUGUGAGAAGGGAAAGGACCUUUACGACGGAUACAAUGGAGCCUUCAGAUGUCUGGCUAAGGGAGAAGGAGACGUGGCUUUCAUCAAACAUUCUACUGUCUUUCAAAACACAGAUGGUAAUUCAAGUGAACCAUGGGCGAAGGACCUCCUGUCCACUGAUUUCCAGCUGCUGUGCUCCCAGGGCAGCAGAGCUGAAGUCAAGCAGUACCGGAACUGUCACUUGGCCAGGGUUCCCUCCCACGCUGUGAUGGUACGACCCGACACCAACAUCCACGUUGUCUUCGGACUCCUGGACAAAGCUCAGAGGUAUUUCGGCAGUGAUACAAAUCCAGACUUUAAGAUGUUUGAUUCAUCAGCCUAUCAAGGCUCAGAUCUCAUCUUCAAAGACUCUACAGUUCGCUUAGUUGGUGUGGCCGACAGAAAGACCUAUAAGGAGUGGCUCGGUCAGGAGUACCUGGACUCGCUGGUCGAAAUGGAUUGUAACUCAUCCAGUGCAGUGAUGUCAUCUGUGUGUCUGCUGCUGACAGCGCUGUUCAGCUCCAUGCUGGCCAACCUCUGGAUGUAGACACAACACCACCGUCCUUCCCCCUCCCCCGUCUUCCCCGAGACCCCUCUCCCUAUACCCGUUCUUCUCUCGCUUAUCCUAGCCCCUGCUUUGUGGUGUCACUCUUCACCGCACAGCUGAAUUGUGUGAAAUUUACACGGCCUGACUGCUGUCCGGUCAAACGAUCGUUUUCACUGCCUCUGUCCGGCCCGGCUGAGACCUUCAGCGUCGGGGAUCUACCCCCCAUCCCUGAUUCUGUGGCUUUAUCUGAUGAUUGUGUGAAACUACUUCCACACGCUGUAUGUUGUACCUUACAUCAGGGAGGAUGGCAUGUUGAAACGGCCUUUGGGUUUAAAUGGUGUCGGUGUUUUGGCGCUUAGAGUCACUUGUCAGUGUGGCGGAGAAGAAACUGGUGUUUGCUCUUUGGCUGGGCCACAUGACAGUCAACCAAAUGACAAACGACAACAGCGAUGACGCUGCUGGGUGAGCUGCCGUGUCGGUGCAUACGCCGGUUUCAUGUCUGCUGUGCGGUACGCUCCUCUGUGUCCCGGAGACGAGACGUACACAGAAACCGACCCUCAGUUCUUCACCUCAUGCAGCCCACCGCUGACAUUUUCCUUUCUGAGAGUGGAAACGAGUGGAUUUUCCUUCCAUUUCAGUGGAGAAACCAUUAAAGCUUAGUCCCACUGGGCUGAUGUCAGCGCCCACCAUCGCAGAGCGGAGCGCCCAGUUAGAGUUAGUGAUGCAUGGCUCUCGUCUCCAUGACCUUUUCCCUCCCAUUCACUGCAGCUGAUCCAAGGUUGUUUCUCUUGUUCCUAGAGGCUUCAGUGCAGAUUUUCUAUUUCUUAUUUUAUUUUAUUUAUAUAUAUAUAUAUCGGGCCAACGACUGUCGCUCUGCUCUAAUGCAGUUGGCUUCAUGUGUACUAUCGAAGCCUUGUCGUGUUUAAGGCCAUGAUUCUACAAUUCGCUCACGCCAUGUCAGUAGCUACGCCCGAGCGCUACGCCCGAGUGCCGCCCUCCAUGUGACUGCUGGGAAUGAUAUUAAGGACGAAUGUCGGUGACCAACUGACCGGCCACAGGCUGUUUGCUUCAUGUAUUCUCCCUAAAGGUUGGAAACAAGACAACAUAUAUCUGCUUUUCGUUUUUUUCCUCUCUGCUUAGAAUAGUGAGCUUUUAUAAUGUUACUAGGCCGGUAUAAUUCUGAAUUUGCAAAUCGUAGUCCCAGACAGCUGAUGAGCACUUUUGUGAAACUGUUAAAUUUGGGCUGUGUUUUUAGUUAUUGCUACUAAUCUCCUGCUUUUUAUGGAAUUUGGGGCACCUCUGGCAGACGGUCUGGCGACUCAUCUCUUCUUCCAUUUCAUGCCCCGUCAGGAGUUUAACAGUUUGGGGCGAACGUGGAGAAAACCUCCUUAGUUUCCAUUUGAGAAUGAAUGUUUUAAUCCAAAGUCAACCCCGAAGGGAAAUAAUUGAGAAUAACAGGCUUUUGAGAGCUGGUUAAAAUGAAAACGGUGGCAUGUUUGGCACGAGACGGUUGUCCUGAAAGGUAGUUGAGGAUGAAUGUGCAAUCACAUACUGGCUCGAAUGAAAAGGGACCCCGGCUUUGGCUUAAAAAGAGACGUACGUCCAUAGAUAUUUGAGGUUAUAAGGUGCCAUACAAAUCAAACGCAACACCAACACAGUAAUAAUGUUGAAUGCUGGAAUUUUCCCGAGGAAGACGGAGAGUCUUAAAAUGUGUCUCCCUAAAUCCAACCACUCAGACCAGCAGCGCCUGCCAUGUCCGCCUCGUGCUGAUUGAUGCCGUUUCCUGUUUGAAAUGUUCGGAUGUUUAUUUCAUUUACUGAGAGAUUUUAUUUUUAUAUGAAGUUCAGAUGCCAUAUCAGUGUAUAUGUACUGACUCAUGCUGUCAGAGAAUACUGUCUAAGCUCUUUCUCCUCCUAAUAGGUUUGUUUCUUGUGAAAUGGUAAGCAUGUAACUAAUAUUUAGUUGCCAGGCCAGUGCGUCUGCAUAAGUAUAGCUACAUAAAACUGUCCUCUGUUUUCUACUUUGUGUUCAGACAAAAUAAAGCGACUGCCUGUGUA
This is a messenger RNA of Lampris incognitus (smalleye Pacific opah), 4649 nucleotides long. RefSeq names its product melanotransferrin (gene meltf). Gene Ontology annotation, biological process: iron ion transport. Gene Ontology annotation, cellular component: early endosome; extracellular region; recycling endosome. The coding region runs from base 412 to 2592 and encodes 726 amino acids. The transcript is spliced from 16 exons. NCBI's taxonomy places the organism in Eukaryota, Metazoa, Chordata, Actinopteri, Lampriformes, Lampridae. The record is from RefSeq and is a predicted model, not a curated record.